Fragaria vesca subsp. vesca is the source of this 863-nucleotide messenger RNA. Its product is annotated as kelch-like protein 3-like. NCBI's taxonomy places the organism in Eukaryota, Viridiplantae, Streptophyta, Magnoliopsida, Rosales, Rosaceae. Gene Ontology annotation, molecular function: protein binding. Gene Ontology annotation, biological process: response to endoplasmic reticulum stress. The record is from RefSeq and is a predicted model, not a curated record. The transcript is spliced from 5 exons. Bases 30 to 770 code for a protein of 246 amino acids.
CUCAAGAUGUAAUAAAAUCUCUCGGACCAAUGAGCUCAGUUCGUGCAUAUGCUUCUGUUGCAAAAUUAGAUGGUGAUCUUUACGUGAUUGGAGGUGGUGAUAGUACUGUGUGGUACAAUACAGUCGAAUCAUACUGCCCUGCUGAGGACCAAUGGAAAAUUUGCCCUUCUUUGAGAGAGAAAAAAGGGAGCUUAGCUGCAGCUACCGCAAACAACAAAAUUUUUGCAAUGGGUGGCGGCAAUGGACUUGGUUGUUUUUCUGAUGUCGAGAUGCUUGAUAUAGAUGUUGGUCGAUGGAUCCGUACACAGUCGAUGCUACAAAAGAGAUUUUCUCUUGCUGCAGCAGAAUUAAACGGGGUACUUUACGCUACUGGAGGCUAUGAUGGGAAUGGUUAUUUGAAGUCGGUUGAUAGGUUUGAUCCGAGGGAGCAUAGUUGGAAGACAGCCCCUUGUAUGAAUUCAAAAAGGGGUUGCCAUUCAUUGGUUGGGUUAAAUGGAAAAUUGUAUGCCCUGGGUGGUUAUGAUGGAGAGUCCAUGGUGUCAAGUGUAGAAAUUUUUGACCCACGCCUUGAGUCAUGGAUGCCUGGCGAACCAAUGAACUACACUAGGGGAUAUUCCGCUGCAGCUGUUGUCAAUGAUGCCAUUUAUGUAAUUGGAGGGGUGCAAGAGAGUGCCACCAUUGCAGAGACCGUAAGUUACACAAUGCAUCCAUACCUUAUGUAUAUAUGGACAACACUUUUAUGCGGAACUUUAACAGUUGCAUUAACAUAAUGGUAUAGGUUGAAUGCUACAGGGAGGGCCAAGGUUGGCAAGAAAUGAAUGGGGUGACUAGCAAAAGGUGCUUCCUGUCGGCCAGUGCUUACA